AUGGCCUUGAUGAUCAUCUCAUCAGUGGUUGCCACUCCUUCUGGAAACAAAGACAUUUCUGUAGCCAUUGAAGAGAUGGAGAGAGCCAAUUACUUCACCUUUGUCAUGCUGAUAAACAUGGUUCCUCCCAAUCUGUUCCAAGGCAAUGUCACUUUCUUGAUGCCAAGUGAUAGAUCACUCUCCAGAACUAUGGUACCUGCACAAAACAGUGUCAUGGAUCUCUUGCUCCGCCAUUCAAUUCCCUCCCCUUUGCUUUUCGAUCACCUUCUUCAUUUGCCCACAAACAGCAUGCUUCCUACAUCAAACCCUGAUUUGAUGCUUAAGGUCUCCAAUAGGGGCAGAAGGAGUUUGUUUCUUGGAAAUGUUAAAAUCGUUAGUCCUAAUAUAUGCACUCAUGGGUACUCGGUGCGAUGCCAUGGCAUAGAUGGUGUAAUUAGCAUAGAGAAACCUGGACUUGCAUCACCAAUCACUUGUCCUAGAGUUGCCUCUGCAGCUGCACCAUUACCAUUGUUGGCACCCCCUAGUCCUAGUCCUAGUCCUAGCUCUGCUCCUGCAUCUGAUCCACCUCAUGGUGCAGCUUAUGAAACAUCAGGUGGUGUAAGACCACAAAUGGAGUUAGCAUUGACGACAUGGAUGGCGUUUGUGUGGCUAUUAUAUAGUAAAGCAAAGCUGUGCGUUUGA
This is a messenger RNA of Cynara cardunculus var. scolymus (artichoke), 681 nucleotides long. Its product is annotated as FAS1 domain-containing protein SELMODRAFT_448915-like. Bases 1 to 681 code for a protein of 226 amino acids. The record is from RefSeq and is a predicted model, not a curated record. The transcript has a single exon. NCBI's taxonomy places the organism in Eukaryota, Viridiplantae, Streptophyta, Magnoliopsida, Asterales, Asteraceae.